Messenger RNA from Cyprinodon variegatus (sheepshead minnow), 2307 nucleotides. It is a transcript of the gene meltf, whose product is annotated as melanotransferrin-like. The annotation marks the transcript as partial. The transcript is spliced from 14 exons. The record is from RefSeq and is a predicted model, not a curated record. NCBI's taxonomy places the organism in Eukaryota, Metazoa, Chordata, Actinopteri, Cyprinodontiformes, Cyprinodontidae. Gene Ontology annotation, biological process: iron ion transport. Gene Ontology annotation, cellular component: extracellular region; recycling endosome; plasma membrane.
GUCCGUCCUUUGCCACAUCAUUAAUGGAAAAACACCACGAAAGCAGAAGAGACAGUAACGGGAAAGCAGAGCUCUGGCUGAACUGUAAAAGAGCCCUUCUGUCCAUGUUCUGGCCUGCAGCCAGAUGGCAGCUGCAAAGGUGUGUCAGGGAAAAGUGCAGUUAGGAAAAAGUAGUUAGGUCCACUUUAUAAACUCUACAGUGACCCAGACAAAGUCCAUGAAUUACAUUUUGUGGGAGAUUGGGUUGUAAAUUAGAAAAAACAGCUGGUCUGGGUUUGUCUCAAGGACUUUAAGUUGAGCGUUGAAGAUAAAAGACGGACUUUGACAUAGAAGUCAUCAUAUAAAGUGGAGAAGCACCAAAAGGCUGUUCUAUCUAGCCGAGAGAGGAAAAUGGCCAUGUGGAAGACAGUUGGACCUCUGUUCCUACUACUGCAUGCUGUGUUCGGCCAGAGCACCAUCAGAUGGUGCACUGUCUCCGACCAAGAACAAAGGAAAUGUCAGGCUAUGUCCCAGGCUUUCUCUGAAGUCUCCAUCCGUCCCUCCCUCAGCUGCAUCAAGGGGCUCACAGUAGAGGGCUGCAUUAAGAAACUACAGGAUAAAGAAGCCGACGCCUUGUCCAUGUCUGCCCCUAACAUCUACGAGGCCAUGAAGACCACCACUUUCAAAAUGGCUGCAAGCGAAUCAAAGGCUGGUGAUACCAGCUCCUACUAUGCAGUUGCUGUUGUGAAGGCGGCUAACUCUGCCAUAAAGAUCAACAAUCUGGCGGGGAAGAAAAGCUGCCACACAGGGAAAGGGCGGACAGCUGGAUGGAAGAUGCCGUUGGGAUACCUCAUUGACCAGGGUUACAUGUCUGUGAUGAGUUGCAACAUCCCACAGGCUGUAGCAAAUUUCUUCAAAGCGAGCUGUAUCCCAGGCGCAAACCAGGCUGGUGAUCCUCCUUCUCUAUGUGAGCUUUGCAAGGGAGAUGGCAGCGGAAAUCACAAAUGUGAGAUGAGUGAGCAAGAGAUGUACUACAGCUACGAAGGAGCUUUCAGAUGUCUGGCAGAAGAUGCAGGAGAGGUGUCUUUCAUCAAACAUACUACCGUUGGAGAAAACACUGAUGGUAAAGGACCAGCAUGGGCCUUGCCCCUAAAGUCUUCAGAUUAUCAGUUGCUGUGCAGAGAUGGGACCAGAGCUCCUGUCUCUGAUUGGAGUCGGUGCCAUCUAGCUCGUAUCCCCUUUCGCGGCAUUGUGGUUGGCAAAGAUAUUACUCCCUCUGUGGUACUCAACAUGCUGAAUGAUGGUUUGGCAAAGUCAGGCUUCAACAUGUUCUCUUCUGCGGAUUAUGGUGGAGGAACUGUUCUUUUCUCUGAAUCAACGACCAAGUUUGAGGGGGUAGAGUCAGACGACCCAAUAAGGUGGAUGGGCACCAACUAUUACAACGUCAUGAAAGCCACGGAUUGCACACCUGCAGACAUUCCUUCUUCGAUUCGAUGGUGUGUUUUGUCGAGCGCUGAGCAGCAGAAAUGUGGUGAUAUGGGUAAAGCCUUUGCUGACAAAGGUCUGACCCCCAGCAUCCAAUGUAUUUACGGAGACUCUCUGACUGACUGCAUGGCCAAGAUCAAAAACAAUGACGCUGAUGCCAUAACCUUGGAUGGAGGGUACAUUUACACAGCAGGCAAAGACUAUGGUCUGGUUCCUGCUGCAGCCGAGAGCUACACAGAUGACCAUGAUGGUUCCACGUACUAUGCUGUUGCAGUGGUAAAAAAAAGCAGUUAUGACAUCCCUAAUAUUGACAGCUUGCGUGGCCGUCGCUCCUGUCACACUGGCUAUGGUCGCACUGCUGGCUGGAAUAUUCCUGUAUCUACCCUGAUGGAGAAAGGACUUAUUAGCCCCAAAAACUGUCUGAUACCCCAAGCUGUGGGCAAAUUCUUCCAAGAGAGUUGUGUUCCCGGUGCCAAUCAGGAUGGAUUCCCCAGUAACCUGUGUGGUCUGUGUGUGGGAGACAGCUCUGGACAGAAGAAAUGUGAAAAAGGAAUAGAUCUGUAUGAUGGAUAUGAUGGAGCAUUCAGGUGUCUCGCUAGUGGGGAUGGAGACGUGGCUUUUGUCAAACAUUCCACUGUUUUCCAAAACACAGAUGGGAAUUCAAAGGAAAAUUGGGCUAUAGAUCUUUUGUCCAAAGACUUCCAGCUGCUCUGUUCCAAUGGAGCUAAAGCUGAGGUCACAAAUUACAAGCUGUGUAACCUGGCCAGAGUUCCCUCUCAUGCUGUAAUGGUGCGACCAAACACCAACAUCCAUGCCAUCUAUGGACUCCUGGAGCGUGCACAG